Molecule: messenger RNA, 1584 nt
Organism: Anopheles darlingi
Lineage: Eukaryota; Metazoa; Arthropoda; Insecta; Diptera; Culicidae
Product: probable cytochrome P450 304a1
Exons: 3
Coding region: 36-1580 (514 amino acids)
Molecular function (GO): heme binding; iron ion binding; oxidoreductase activity, acting on paired donors, with incorporation or reduction of molecular oxygen
Source: RefSeq, a predicted model, not a curated record
GCCAAAUAACGGAGCCAUUCCGUUAGCAACACCCAAUGGCUACCUUAGGCGCACUACUUUGGAUUGCCGUGGGUGUAUUGCUCUCCCUCCGCUUUUAUCUUAACAACAUCAAGCGCCCUCCGAAUUAUCCACCGGGACCACCGAGAGUGCCCAUAUUAGGCGAUUAUGCGCUGUUGUUACUCAUAAACGGCCGUCAUUUGCAACGGGCAGCCAACAAAUUGGCCGCGUACUAUCGCACCAAAGUGCUCGGUCUAUCGAUCGCCGGUGUUCCAACGAUCGUCGUGAACGAUCUAUCGCUCGCGCGCGAGAUACUGAAUCGAAGGCAAUUCGAUGGAAGGCCAGAUCUGUUUUUGGCCCGAAUGCGCGAAAAGCAUUUCAACCGACGAGGCAUCUUCUUCACCGACGGUCCAGCUUGGAAGGAUCAGCGUUGGUUCUUCCUGCGGCAUCUGCGAGACUACGGAUUCGGCCGACGAUCGGAGCAGUACGAGCUGGAGAUGGAGGGUGAGCUAUUGCAGCUGAUCGAUGUGUUACAGUACGGUAAGCGACACGAUUAUGAAGCCGAUUUCUUGUCCGCCGACGGUUACGUGAAAUGUCCGGACGUGUUUUUCGUCACUCUUGCCAACGCAUUUCUUCAGAUUCUGUUAGGCGAGCGGUAUCCUCGUGACAAAGCCGGCACACUGGUCAAUGCGGCUCGCAAUGGACUAUUGUUCCUAAAGAAUGGAGACGAUUAUGGUACAUUGUACAGCUACUUCCCUUGGAUGCGCUUCAUUUACCCAUUCUCGAAAAAGUACCAUAAAAUUCGCGAUGGAAUGUUGGGAUUGUGCCGGUUUGUCGAGAUGCUCCUGAUGAGACAGCAGCACAGCUUCGAUCCCGAUCAUCCCCGACAUUUCGUCGAUCUUUAUCUGCGUGAAAUGCAGCGGCAUGUACCGUCCGAGGGAACCUUCACCUUUCAGCACGAUCAGUUGGUGGUAAGUUUGGCUGACUUCUACCUUCCCGCUGUAUCCGGAACGUCCGUACAACUAUCCAUGCUUCUGGAGCGGCUUUUGUUACAUCCCGAGGUGGUAGCGCGGAUACAGCAUGAGAUCGACGAUGUUGUUGGUCACGGUAGGCUACCGGCGCUAAGCGACCGUGCCAACCUUCCCUACACCGAAGCGACGUUACGGGAGAGUUUGCGUAUCGACACGCUCGUCCCUUCCGGGAUCGUGCACCGGGCAAUGGAAAACACAACUUUCCAAGGGUACAACAUCGAACAAAACACCCUGAUCCUGGUUGGACUCGAGCGGGUCAAUAACCAGCCGGAGGAAUGGGGAGACCCGGAAAACUUUCGUCCUGCACGCUUCCUGGACGAUAACGGACGCCUUGUGCUAUCGAAAGAUCGUUCUCUGCCGUUCGGUUCCGGAAAGCGUUUAUGUGCCGGAGAAACUUUUGCCCGCAACACCAUGUUCCUGAUCGUGGCUGCUGUGUUGCAGCACUUCAAUUUGCGCCAACGUGCCUCAGAUGGUUUGCCGGAUCUAUCUAAGCGCAGUUCCGACUUCAUCGUGUCGCCCCAGGAUUUUUGGAUUCUAUUUGAGCCACGAUGAUAUU